Messenger RNA from Ambispora gerdemannii, 1068 nucleotides. The record is from the annotation of a GenBank genome assembly. Lineage: Eukaryota; Fungi; Glomeromycota; Glomeromycetes; Archaeosporales; Ambisporaceae.
AUGCAGCCUUCAAAGACUAACAGUAGCAACGAAUCUAGCAACAGCAUUAUGACACCACAAAUUCACCUUUACCAACCCAGCGUGCAAUCGAUCGCGACCCAAGUAAACGGGAAAACAAAUCAUAACAUUCAUCAUCAAUUAGCUACUGAAAAAAAUAUCAAAGAAAAACAAGUGGCUUAUACCAAUAAUCCCUUGCCAGUUUUCCUACCAAAAUAUCACGACUUUAUUUGCAUCCACAUGUAUAAUUAUGGAUUUAUUGGUGGUCAUUAUUCUGACGUGUCUCUUCAAGUGAACCAUACCAACUUUAAUCAACUCUAUCACCUCCAUGCCAUCAACAUUGCUCGCUCUCCAAUUAUACGUGAUGCGUUGAUCAAUUUCCCUUCAAAGGAAAUGACUCUUAACCUAGAUGACGAAAAUAUCACUCAAGAAGGACUUGGGAUUUGUUUUGCACAUAUGUACGCGUCCUGCUUCCACUGGAUCAACCCGAAUAACGUCAAAUCCGUUUUCGUCGCCGCUUAUCAUCUAGAACUAGCAGACAUUUGUGCUUGGGCAGUAGAGAUCAUGAAAAAGGAUGUUUCUACAACAACUGUCAUACCUUAUAUCAAAUUCUUCGACCAGCACUAUAAAGAAUACUCUAAACGAAUCGAAGAUUUCUGUUACGCGUUUCUCAUCAGAAAACUCCCAAGGUUGCUAAAGUCUUUCAACACUAAUCCCAACAAUGGCAACCACCUUCACGAAGGACAAAAUAUUUGCAAAUUAAAGGCUGGUAGUGGAUUCUGCCACAACCGUGGCUAUCAUGGUCUUCUUAACAUUUACACUCAACUUCCUUUUGCUUGGAUGAAGCGAAUUCUCGAAUCAAAAUACCUCGAAGUGAGCAGCAAUAUCCGAUACAAAUUCGCCAAAGAUCUUAUCGCCAAAAGACACGAACUCAAUCUCUCUAAUAAUCCAGAAUGUGUGUAUAUGUCCUUUGGUACUACACACCACCAAAACAUCACCAUUGCAGAAAAACCCCGGGAUCUACAAAAAGAUUUCCGACGCGUUUUAUUCAAGGUCCCAAACCGAAAGUAA